Messenger RNA from Coregonus clupeaformis (lake whitefish), 1797 nucleotides. RefSeq names its product actin-related protein 3. Gene Ontology annotation, biological process: Arp2/3 complex-mediated actin nucleation. Lineage: Eukaryota; Metazoa; Chordata; Actinopteri; Salmoniformes; Salmonidae. Gene Ontology annotation, molecular function: actin filament binding. The record is from RefSeq and is a predicted model, not a curated record. The coding region runs from base 180 to 1436 and encodes 418 amino acids. The transcript has 12 exons. Gene Ontology annotation, cellular component: Arp2/3 protein complex; actin cortical patch.
UCAGGUGAUUGCGGAAGUAACUUCACUCUGCGGGUUCAGGGUUCCGCCUCUAAACUAACUAGCUAGCUAAAUAAAUGGUUAUCCCUCUACCGAAAACAAACUACUUUCCUUUUUAUAAGACCCAUUUGGAAUAAAGCAGCAAGUCACCAUUGCAUUCUGCAGUAGAUAUUUAAGGAAACAUGGCUGGACGUCUACCGGCUUGUGUAGUUGACUGUGGCACAGGGUACACAAAGAUUGGAUAUGCUGGAAACACAGAGCCACAGUUUAUUGUUCCGUCAUGUAUUGCCAUCAAAGAGUCAGCCAAGGUUGGAGACCAAGCCCAGCGCAGGAUGAUGAAGGGGGUGGACGAUCUGGACUUUUACAUUGGUGACGAGGCAAUAGACAAACCAAAUUAUGCAACAAAGUGGCCCAUUCGUCAUGGGAUCGUGGAAGACUGGGAUCUCAUGGAGAGGUUCAUGGAACAGGUCAUCUUCAAGUAUCUGCGGGCAGAGCCCGAAGACCACUACUUCCUCUUGACAGAGCCUCCUUUGAAUACCCCUGAAAACAGAGAGUACACAGCAGAGAUUAUGUUUGAGUCCUUCAAUGUUCCAGGUCUUUAUAUCGCUGUACAGGCGGUCCUGGCGCUGGCAGCCUCCUGGACCUCCAGACAAUUGGGCGAGAGGACCCUGACUGGGACGGUGAUUGACAGCGGUGAUGGGGUCACCCACGUCAUCCCAGUGGCGGAAGGCUACGUCAUCGGUAGCUGUAUAAAGCACAUCCCCAUCGCUGGUCGAGACAUCACCUACUUCACCCAGCAGCUGCUGAGAGAGAGGGAGGUGGGCAUCCCACCAGAGCAGUCAUUGGAAACAGCCAAAGCCGUCAAGGAAAGGUUCAGCUAUGUCUGCCCUGACCUGGUGAAAGAGUUCAACAAGUACGAUACGGACGGCUCCAAGUGGAUCAAGCAGUACACGGGCAUCAACUCCAUCAGCAAGAAGGAGUUCACCAUCGACGUGGGCUAUGAGCGCUUCCUCGGCCCCGAGAUCUUCUUCCACCCAGAGUUUGCCAACCCUGACUUCACCCAGCCCAUCUCAGAGGUUGUUGAUGAGGUCAUUCAGAACUGCCCUAUUGACGUCAGACGUCCUCUCUAUAAGAACAUUGUGCUCUCUGGAGGCUCCACUAUGUUCAGGGACUUUGGCCGUCGUCUGCAGAGGGACCUGAAGAGGACAGUGGACGGCAGACUGAAACUCAGUGAGGAACUGAGCGGUGGCAAAUUGAAGCCCAAACCCAUCGACGUGCAAGUCAUCACUCACCACAUGCAGAGAUACGCUGUUUGGUUCGGCGGGUCCAUGUUGGCAUCAACUCCGGAGUUUUACCAAGUGUGCCACACCAAAAAAGACUAUGAGGAGAUUGGACCGAGCAUCUGCCGCCAUAACCCUGUCUUCGGGGUCAUGUCUUAAAAGGACUUCCCUCAGUUAUCACUGGAGCUUGCAGUUGGAGCAGAAUUGAGUGGACGGACAGAGGCAGAGUGGCAUUACUGCACUACGGUCACUGCUUAAUCUAGCCUAUUUCCAGGGCUGCGGUUACAGACAAAAUACUGGAAGAGAAUGACAUAGAAAUAGAAUGACUAGAUUCUAUUCCUAUGGAGAAUGACUCAUUUAUCAACUGCAGACCAAACUAUCAGGCUGACAAACGGGGGUGAAUAUCUAUGUAAAGGAGAAGGAAAUGGUGUCUUAAAGCCAAAAGCAUUUUCAGAGCAAUUGUGUGGACACAAAACAAUGUGUAAGAUCAUGAUAAUAAAGUCAACUCAUGUAUGGUUAA